GGAAUCUAGUGGUAAGAAGAGAGAGGGGCACGGUAACCGUUCAGACUGUUGGUGAGACCAAGCCAUGACCAAGCUCGAAAUUCUUCAUAACAGACGUAUUUAGCUUACCGUACGUGCCAUGUUGUAGCGUGCUUUCGGGUGAACGUUCCUUUAUCAUCGAGCUUUUAAUAAAGGCGCAAUUGCUGCAAUUAGUGGGUUGCUGAUGUGGGUUAAUGUGCAGUGUUUCUAUUAAGAGUUUUAUUAGAUCAUUGCCAGUCAAGGGCCGUCCAUUUGUGGAGUUUAAUGCAUUUGUAUACAGAAGUGUCCUUUCUGCAAGUAAAUACAUACUUUCCAAACACCAGUGAUUACAGCUGAGGAAUAUUUGAUUUCCGAUGCGGUACUACAGCCUGGCUCCGAGCAAUGCGCCUGCAGAGACAAAACCGUCUCGCUUUACAUCUUAUGCAGAUUUGGGAUUAACGGAAAAUAAGAUUUCCUGUACUGAGCGUGAUAUGAUGGCGAUCCGAGAAGAACUGGAAAACGUCCAAAAAAAACUAAAAUUGCAGUCAAAACGCUGCCGCCAACUUGUGUCCGAGUACACCCGAAAGCUUCAAGAAAAGGACCAACUUUACUUAAACGAAAAAACCCUGCGAGACAACCAACUCGCGAAAGUGUUAAAGGCUUUACUGAUCUUUGAAGCCCGAUUGAAGCAGGAGCAGAAACUCAUCAGCCACCAACUUAGUGAAAAAGACUAUAUAAUAAGUAAACAAGGCAACGAUAUAAAAAAACUCCUAGACAAUCAAUAUUGCAGAAACUGUAAUAAAUAUUAUACGUUACCUGUUAUAAAUUUAGAAAGCUUCGAUAGUGGUUCGGAAUAUGUUGCAACUGAACCAGAUUAUCAGUCGUCCAACUUAGAAUCUCUAGACAGCAGUACUGAAAACUACGCUGCUUCAUCGGAGAGAGAUUAUCCUAAAUCACGCGAUGAAGUCUAUGAACCUACUGGAAACAAACACUGGUAUGGCUCUCAAGGAUGUCGGAAAGUAUCUCACAAAAAAUGUGCUGGCUCAUAUUUUCAGAUUUUAAAACUUCAUAAUGAAAGUCCGAAUUCAAAUGAUGAUAACACUAGCGCAGACUAUGAUAAUCUGGACUCUUUGCCAACCGAAAGUGUUAGUGAUAAAAUCAGCGAAGUUUCAGAAAACAUUGAUAACAUGCUUAAUAAAACCGGCAGUUUGAGCAGUAGGAACUCAGAUUCUAGUGCAAAUGUUUCUUCUUCGGAAUGCGACAAGACUGUUAUCAAUACAGUAGUUACAAAGUUUGAGGAUAACGGAGAAAUUACAAAUACUACUGAUCAGCAGAAUGUCAGCAAUAAAGUUGAGAACAAUGAUUUAGACAACAAAUUAACAGAGACUAUGCCAUUAUUUGAAAGUGGCGGUGAUACCAAUGAUAACUGGUAUGCUAGUGCAAGUGACCAAGAAGAUGAAGAUCAUAGAGAUGUAUAUAGAAAUAAUCCCGUUCUUGAAUGUAUGAAUCAGAUUCUCCUUCAAAAUAUUAACGAUAUAAAUUCACCUCCCAAAACACCAAAUAUUGAAAGAAAAAGUAACAAGAGCAAUAAGCGAGUUAAAUUUAGCGACAAAGAAGAUACAAGUUUCCCAGUCAGUAAAAACAAUAGCCAUGAUUAUUACGAGACACCAAUACAGAAGACUCCAAAUUUCUAUGAAACACCGCAAAGUAUCUAUAGUAAUGAUUAUGAACAAAUUCUCAGCAAAAGUAGUGAGUAUUCAUCCGAUUGUUCGAAACCUACGAUUAUCCAAGUUCAACAACCAGACACAAAAGAGAAUCAUGAUUAUAUUGAGAUGGAACAUACACCAGAUCAAGAGUCGGCAUCGGCAAGUAGUAAAAAUAAUAGAAAAACUAAAAUACUAAGAGCUCCGCCUGCAUUGCCACCAAAACCACCUAAUUUGGUAUCUAAGGGCAAAAUUCAAACUAUUCACAAACAACGUCGAAGUGAAUCUAAUAGCUCAGGGGAUUUGGAACCAGACUAUUGCUCAAUUUCGGAACUUAACUUACCGCAAAAUAAGGUAUGUGUUAAAAAAAUAAGCGUUGUAGCUGAGAUUCAUAGUCCUACCUCGCAAGAAAUUAAAAAUAAAAUGAAUACAUCUUCAGCAACAGAGAGAGAUAUAAUCAGAAAAGCCGAGGACGAUAUUCCCAAUCUGCUGGUUAAAAAAUGUGUAGAAAAAUUUAAUAUUCAGCUUGCUAAGCAAGCUCCGGUAAAAACAGAAUCAACUCUAAAGCGUUCUCCAAAGAAGAAAAAUGAUAUUCAAAUUCCGAAACUUCCACAAGUAUCUGAAAUUAUUAUUCCGGAUGAUCCCGAAGAUACUGAAGAGGAAAACAUAUCACAAGACAACUACAUAAGAAAUAACACCCAAAUUUUACAAAAUAAAACAGGCCGUGAACCAAGAAAGUCAAUAUUAAUUGGGUCAUCUGUGUCAAGCCUUAUCAAUGGUUUCAACAAUAACCAGCUGAUAGACGAGAUUAAAAAGAAGCAUGAGCGCUUGAAGCCUGAACCUCUAAAAAUGUUUUCCAGUUUUGAUAAUCUUCAAAACUUGGAUAAACAUUUACAAAAGUCUCCUGAUGAAACAUCCGAACAUCCGUGUUUUAAAAAUUUUGAACUCAGUCAAAAUUUUGAAGAAUUUAAGCUGGAUGACUGCGAAAUUGAGGAGUAUGAUGUCGAAGAAGAACUGAGACGGGAGGACCAAGCCAAGAUAAAACAAGAUUCAGUAACAAUUAUUGAUAUACAGAAAAAGCAACCUCAGAAAUUAAACGGUAAACUCCAGGUAACAAUGGUAGAUUACAUCCGAGCCACAGACAACAAGCUACCAAAUUCAAACCAAAGUUCACUGGACUUGUUGAAAAAGCUAGAACUGGGGCGAAGUAAAAACUCGCUCGACAAGUUUGCGAGUGGCGAAAGAAAAAGGUUUUCAACUCAACCUACUUAUGAACAUUUUCUGGAAUGCACAGGGCUCAGUUCAAAAUCCCUAUUAACCUCAUCCACGACACCAUCUCAUGCGCAGAUGAUAAAGCCAAAAGAAGUGAAAUUGAGACCUAAAGAGAGAACUAUGUCUAACAUUUUUGAACACGACUCUCAACUGCGCAAUCCCAAUGCGCUUCACGUGAAGCAUAGAGAAACUAAAAUUAAAUAUUGGUCUCAACCUUUUGUAUAAUAAAUAAACCAAAUGUGUGUUGAA
Messenger RNA from Dendroctonus ponderosae (mountain pine beetle), 3221 nucleotides. RefSeq lists its product as uncharacterized. Lineage: Eukaryota; Metazoa; Arthropoda; Insecta; Coleoptera; Curculionidae. The record is from RefSeq and is a predicted model, not a curated record. The transcript has 2 exons. The coding region runs from base 372 to 3197 and encodes 941 amino acids.